This is a messenger RNA of Mesorhabditis belari, 417 nucleotides long. The record is from the annotation of a GenBank genome assembly. Lineage: Eukaryota; Metazoa; Nematoda; Chromadorea; Rhabditida; Rhabditidae.
AUGAGUCGCUCGAUUGCAAGCAAUAAUGUGCGGGUUUUAGAACCUUUCCGAGUGUUCAGCAAUUACUACGCUCCGGAUAAACGCAAGAAUCUCACAGAUAAGGUUUUGAAAUCGGCUGUCAUCGCAAUUGCUGCCAGAAUCAACAAUCAAUCUAGUGGAUCGAAAUACCGUAAGUACCGCCGGCCAUCAGCAAGGAGAAGUGGUGUUUGGUGGGAUGUUGAUGCAAUCUGGUUUAUUGACUAUCCGGCCUCCAUCUACGUUCGUCCGCUGACCCGUUCGUCUCCCAUUGAUGGAACUUUUUUGUUGGCAAACACAGAAAUUUACAGAAAUUGUUUUGUUGUUAUGUUUUUGGAUAAAUUUUUCGCAGAAAAUUUUCUGCAAAAAACUGAGUUUAUUGGCACCGAUGCAUACUUAGCU